Molecule: messenger RNA, 1041 nt
Organism: Rotaria socialis
Lineage: Eukaryota; Metazoa; Rotifera; Eurotatoria; Philodinida; Philodinidae
Source: the annotation of a GenBank genome assembly
AUGGCCGCUUUAACAAAUACUAAUACAUCUACUAAAGUCAUACGCAUUCAAGAUGACGAAAAAGAAUUAUUAUUUCGUUUACGAGAAAUUUAUGGUAAUGAUUAUAAAAAAUAUAGUGAAUAUAUUAAACGAGAAUCAAAUGUACCAUCAACAAUAAAAAAAAUUUAUAAACUACUCGAUGAACGCAAAGCUUAUCGACGCAUUUCGGAUUAUUUUCAUCGAGAACGUGCGGCCAAAAAAGUUAAAGAUUCUCAUACGCAUGGGAUUCAUGGAUCAUAUACUCGGUCAUCAACGCGUGGUAUAACUCAAGUGCCUGAACGAAUCUCUUCACUUCAUGUAGAACAUGAUAUGGAUGAUGAAGAUGAUUUAGAUAAUGACGAUGACGAAAAUCAUACAGGUACAGAUAAUGAUCAACAACAACCUUCAAGUCCAACGAUAACAAAUGGUAGUGACGAACACAGUGGAAUUAAUCACCUAAUGAAUAAUGAGGAUGAAUUACCACAACAACAACAAAAGCGACCUUCACUUAUAAUUCCAUUGACUCAUCAGCGAAAACGAAUGCUACCAUUAACAAACCAUAGACGUGUACCGCCACCGCCACUAUCUUCAUCAUUCAGUUCAUCUACAACAAACGGAAAAUCUGAUUUACUAUCUGUACGUACGCAUUUGGAAAAAGCUUUAAAUAAGCUCGAUCGUGCUAUCAUAUUCAAGGAUGAGUAUACUCAUGAUGAACAACACCGAUCAAUGGCACCAAGAAAUCAUCUUCUCAUAAAUGGUCAUCGUCAUUCAAAAUUAGAUGAUAUUGUCCGAUCAUUAUCACAUGUUGUAAAUCAACAACAAGAAAAUGCUCGAUUAAUUAUUGACGAAUCAUCUAUGUUAUUAAUUGAUGAUGAACAACAACAAAAAGAUGAUAGACAAUCAGAAAGAUUAUUAUCAACAACGCAAGAAUCAAUUAUUACUGUUUUGGAACGCUUAAAUGCUCUUGUCGAUCGGGGUAAUUCGAUUUACGAUCGAGUAGAAAGUAUUUUAUCGGAACUUUGA